Molecule: messenger RNA, 872 nt
Organism: Entrophospora candida
Lineage: Eukaryota; Fungi; Glomeromycota; Glomeromycetes; Entrophosporales; Entrophosporaceae
Source: the annotation of a GenBank genome assembly
AUGCCAAUUCAAAUUUUAAAACCAAAUCCCAUCAAAUUCAAUGAACAAGUAUUUGACAUUUCAUUUCAUCCAAAUCAAAAUGUUAUUGCAACAGGAUUAAUAACAGGAGAAAUUUUUUGUCAUCGAUAUUCGUGUGAUUCAAAUCAAGAGAAUGAGAAAUUGUUAUCAUUGAGAGCACAUAGAAAACCUUGUCGUGGGUUAAUAUUUAAUCAUGAUGGAAGCAAUUUAUUUACAAUUUCAAGAGAUAAAUCAUUGAAAAAAAUUAGUUUGGAAUCUUCAAGUGUCAUAGUUGAAAAAUCUAAAGCUCAUGAUAAUCCAAUCAACUGUAUUAAAUUAUUAAAUGAAAAUUUGUUAGUUACAGGAGAUGAUGAUGGAAUUAUAAAGUUAUGGGAUUUAAGAAGUGAAAGCAAUGUUAUGGAAUAUUCAGAACAUGAAGAUUUUAUUUCAGAUUUAGAUUUUAGUUCUGAUUCAAGAACUUUAAUUUCUGUUAGAAGACCAAAUUUGGUUGCAAUGUCAGAUGAACAAGAUGAUGAAUUAUUAUCUAUAGCAAUUGUCAAAGAUGGUAGGAAAGUAGUUGUUGGAAGUCAGGAAGGAGUAAUAAAUUUAUUUACAUGGGGUGAUUGGGGUGAUAUAAAUGAUAGAUUUUUAGGACAUCCGAGCUCAAUUGAUUCAAUAGUUAAAAUAAACGAAGAGACUUUAUGUACUGGCUCAAGUGAUGGAAUAAUCAGGGUAAUUGGGAUUUUACCAAAUAAGUUCCAUGGAGUUAUUGGAACUCAUGAUGAAUUUCCAAUUGAAUGUAUAAGAUUAUCACAUGAUCAAACAUUUCUUGCUAGUUGUUCACAUGAUAAUUUUGUUAAGUUUUGGGAUGUAAG